Messenger RNA from Cetraspora pellucida, 2280 nucleotides. Lineage: Eukaryota; Fungi; Glomeromycota; Glomeromycetes; Diversisporales; Gigasporaceae. The record is from the annotation of a GenBank genome assembly.
AUGUUAAAGGAACAACUGAUAUUUUUAGUUAAAAACUUGGGCCGAUAUGAACAAAUAAAUGGCUUGCUUAAUAAAUCGAUACAAUAUUAUCGAAUUGGUGAUGAUUGUAAAACUUCUCUUGACAACAUCCUAACACUUGUUAAAGAACUUAAUAAUAUUGAUGUGUUAAUUUAUCUUUGGGACUUGCAAUUGCUUGAAAAGCAUUUGUUAACUAUCUUUUUAUUAAAUAAUAAUAUCAAAGAUAAUGAAACGAAAUCCAUAAUUCUUAUUAUAACUGAAUUAUUUGUCUUGAUGACAACACCAAUUGAUCUAAAUCAGAUUGUUGAUUUCGCAGAUGAUAAUGCAUGUCUACAAAGGGAUAUCUUAAAAGCUCAAUAUGCUUAUAAGGAUUUAUUUACAAAAAAUCCCGCAGCACUCAGAACAUUAUUAAAUCUACUCAAUGAUCAUUUAAUCAUUGAGGUCAGCAAGCCCACUGAAAGUAACGUUAUGACCGUUUGCCUAGUGUUAUCAUUAUUCCGAAAUUUAUUGGCUAUAGAUAAAAAGGAUAAAAUACUUCAUUAUAAUCUAGUACUUCAAUAUUAUAAAGAAACUAUCAUUGAAUGCUUUUGUUCAUUCCAUCAAAAAUAUAUCGAAUUAUUUCAUUGUAAUAUCAUAAUACAAGAAAUAUUCUAUCAUAUUUUUCAUGAUAUCGAACCUUCCGAUAUUUUGGUGAAUCCCACUGUUGAUGCAAACGAAUUUUCAAAAAAACUUUUAGAAGAUGAGGAAAAAAAAAAGGAAGAUCGUCGUCGUUUUAAUGAACGAUUUAGUGGGAAAUAUUGGAUUAAGAUGCCUGAUGGUUAUGAAAUUCUUACUUCCAAAAAGGACGCGCGUGCUGAUAAACUUCCAAAUGAGCAAGAAGAAAAAGAGAAUAAACGUACGAUCCGAGAAGAAUGGCUGCCCAAGAAGAAAUCCAUACUUGAUAUUAGUGACACCGCGCGUGAAUGUUUAAAAGUUACUGCAAUAAAAUUUUUAAACACUAUAUUUACCACACUCGUACACUCCGUUGGAAAAGAUCUGAAAUCAGAACAUUAUAAUGAUUAUCAACAUUCCAAUCAAUUUUUCUAUAUUGUGAGAUUUUUCCUUGAACUUUAUCAACUUUUAAGCAUUAAAGAUUCAAAUAUUGUUUCGAUAAAACAUUGGCCAGAUAUUUUGAAUUAUAAAAUAUUUAAAUUGAUGUUUAAUAAGAUUAGAUAUUUCAAAGAUCAAAAGUUAUGGUCAGAACUUCAAGUUGGGCUAGAGUGUUUGAAGCAAAUGUCAAAAACCAUUGAAACGAUGGGUUCAAAACAUUCUAAUAAGGAUCAUGAAAUUCGUAACAAAGCUCAACAACUGCAAUAUCGCAUUUUGUGCGACCAAGAAAACUUGGAAUUGGUUGUUGACGUUGUUAAAAGAUCUUCCAAGCAAUCUUUGAGCUUUCUUCGAAGCUUGGUUGAGACAGUGCACAGACUUUUAUCUAUGCUUGAACGAGUCAAGUCGAGAAAGUAUAUUUACGUUAAACAAAAACGUCAAACAAAUAGGUCUAACAAAAAGGUUAAAUAUAUUAAAGAUGAAUAUGAAUAUAGGAUUGACAAAAUUGAUUCACGUGAGCAAAGAUUUAGAACUGAAGCAUUUGAUAGAUAUGAGAUGUGCUAUGUUGAUGAAGAAGUUCUAUCGACUUAUUGUGCACUACUGGAUAAAGAGUACGAAAUAGUUGAUUUCGAUUUUCAUUACAUUAAUACGAUGUUUUUUCGUAUUUUUUCUAAUUGUGAAUCUUCAAUUUUCAUGAAGUUAUCAUUUAUGGAGCUCUUGCACCGCGUUCUUGAACACUUUAAUCAACUGACCGACUCUUUCCAAUUGAAUUUGAAUGACUCACAAAUUAAAUUCAAAGAAUUCGCAUAUAAAAUUGUAAAAGACUUUGCUAUACAAAUGGAAAAGAAUCCACUAACUUAUAUCGAACUUAUACUUCCUAAGAUCGAUUUACUUACACAACAAAGUGAACAUGAAUCUUAUUAUCAAGCAUUACUACUACAAAGUGAACAUGAAUUCUACUAUCAAGCAUUACUACCAGAAAGAAUUAAAGCUGUGAGCAUCAUACAUUCCAGUUCAACUAUUGUGCUAAGUCCUGUAGUUGACAUUUUAACCUUUAAAAAGUAUUAUAACAAAAAAUGUAAAUUCUAUAUACAAGCUAGUUUUAAAGAUGCUUUUAACACUGAUUUGAUCUUAGUUUUGGGUAAUAUUAAAAUUGAGGUCCUUUUAAUCGUUUAA